AUGGAUUCAGUAUACAGUUACAAGGAAUUAGAACAAAGAGAAAUUAAAAUUAUGGAGCCGAUUCUCAUAGCCUUUAUAGUUUUUGGUUGCAUCUUUGUAUCAGCCUUGAUAAUUGGCAUAUGUACCAGCAUAAACAACCAGGGACAGAGCACAAACACGAAUAUGGGAAAAGCAAGAAAUCGUCAUGGAAAUUAUAACACGGAUGGAGGUAUUGUUAUCAUGGUUGGUGGAGCUGCCACUUAUGAUACAGGGGGCGUUGCUGGCAGUGCUGGUGGCGGAGGUGGAGGAGGGGGAGGAGGGGGAGGCGGAGGAUGUGGUGGCGGAGGAGGGGGUUGUUAA
Messenger RNA from Papaver somniferum (opium poppy), 339 nucleotides. RefSeq names its product glycine-rich cell wall structural protein 1.0-like. The coding region runs from base 1 to 339 and encodes 112 amino acids. The record is from RefSeq and is a predicted model, not a curated record. The transcript has a single exon. Lineage: Eukaryota; Viridiplantae; Streptophyta; Magnoliopsida; Ranunculales; Papaveraceae.